Molecule: messenger RNA, 1749 nt
Organism: Closterium sp. Yama58-4
Lineage: Eukaryota; Viridiplantae; Streptophyta; Zygnematophyceae; Desmidiales; Closteriaceae
Source: the annotation of a GenBank genome assembly
AUGAUGCUCGCAACCCUACCACGCCCUUGCUGGCUUGGCAAGAGGCCCAAGCAAGCGCCCUCCUCCUCACUGGUGUUGCCUCCUCCUCCUCACUGGUGUUGCCUCCUCCUCCUCACUGGUGUUGCCUCCUCCUCCUCACUGGUGUUGCCUCCUCCUCCUCACUGGUGUUGCCUCCUCCUCACUGGUGUUGCCUCCUCCUCCUCACUGGUGUUGCCUCCUCCUCCUCACUGGUGUUGCCUCCUCCUCCUCACUGGUGUUGCCUCCUCCUCCUCACUGGUGUUGCCUCCUCCUCCUCACUGGUGUUGCCUCCUCCUCCUCACUGGUGUUGCCUCCUCCUCCUCACUGGUGUUGCCUCCUCCUCCUCACUGGUGUUGCCUCCUCCUCCUCACUGGUGUUGCCUCCUCCUCCUCACUGGUGUUGCCUCCUCCUCACUGGUGUUGCCUCCUCCUCACUGGUGUUGCCUCCUCCUCACUGGUGUUGCCUCCUCCUCACUGGUGUUGCCUCCUCCUCCUCACUGGUGUUGCCUCCUCCUCCUCACUGGUGUUGCCUCCUCCUCCUCACUGGUGUUGCCUCCUCCUCCUCACUGGUGUUGCCUCCUCCUCCUCACUGGUGUUGCCUCCUCCUCCUCACUGGUGUUGCCUCCUCCUCCUCACUGGUGUUGCCUCCUCCUCCUCACUGGUGUUGCCUCCUCCUCCUCACUGGUGUUGCCUCCUCCUCACUGGUGUUGCCUCCUCCUCACUGGUGUUGCCUCCUCCUCACUGGUGUUGCCUCCUCCUCCUCACUGGUGUUGCCUCCUCCUCCUCACUUGUGUUGCCUCCUCCUCCUCACUGGUGUUGCCUCCUCCUCCUCACUUGUGUUGCCUCCUCCUCCUCACUGGUGUUGCCUCCUCCUCCUCACUGGUGUUGCCUCCUCCUCCUCACUGGUGUUGCCUCCUCCUCCUCACUGGUGUUGCCUCCUCCUCACUGGUGUUGCCUCCUCCUCCUCACUGGUGUUGCCUCCUCCUCCUCACUGGUGUUGCCUCCUCCUCCUCACUGGUGUUGCCUCCUCCUCCUCACUGGUGUUGCCUCCUCCUCCUCACUGGUGUUGCCUCCUCCUCCUCACUGGUGUUGCCUCCUCCUCCUCACUGGUGUUGCCUCCUCCUCCUCACUGGUGUUGCCUCCACCUCCUCACUGGUGUUGCCUCCUCCUCCUCACUGGUGUUGCCUCCUCCUCCUCACUGGUGUUGCCUCCUCCUCCUCACUGGUGUUGCCUCCUCCUCCUCCUCACUGGUGUUGCCUCCUCCUCCUCACUGGUGUUGCCUCCUCCUCCUCACUGGUGUUGCCUCCUCCUCCUCACUGGUGUUGCCUCCUCCUCCUCACUGGUGUGCCUCCUCCUCCUCACUGGUGUUUACUCUCCUCCUCACUGGUGUUGCCUCCUCCUCCUCACUGGUGUUGCCUCCUCCUCCUCCUCCUCCUCCUCCUCCUCCUCCUCCUCCUCCUCCUCCUCCUCCUCCUCCUCCCUGGUUUUGCCUCCUCCUCCUCCUCCUCCUCCUCACUGGUAUUGCCUCCUCCUCCUCACUGGUGUUUCCUCCUCGUCCUCCUCCUCCUCCUCCUCCUCCUCACUGGUGUUGCCUCCUCCUCCUCCUCACUGGUGUUGCCUCCUCCUCCUCACUGGUGUUGCCUCCUCCUCCCUGGUUUUGCCUCCUUCUCCGUUUUGCAUCAUGGUGCUCUGCACCGCUAAGGUAGGUAGAGGUAAGUACGCAUGGGGGUGA